Molecule: messenger RNA, 2352 nt
Organism: Galeopterus variegatus (Sunda flying lemur)
Lineage: Eukaryota; Metazoa; Chordata; Mammalia; Dermoptera; Cynocephalidae
Gene: CHPF2
Product: chondroitin polymerizing factor 2
Exons: 4
Coding region: 16-2352 (778 amino acids)
Cellular component (GO): Golgi cisterna membrane
Molecular function (GO): glucuronosyl-N-acetylgalactosaminyl-proteoglycan 4-beta-N-acetylgalactosaminyltransferase activity
Source: RefSeq, a predicted model, not a curated record
CCCUGGGGCACCCACAUGUCAGGGCCUACCACCAUGCGACUGAGCUCCCUGUUGGCUCUACUGCGACCAGUGCUGCCGCUCAUCCUAGGGCUGUCUCUGGGAUGCAGCCUGAGCCUCUUGCGGGUUUCCUGGAUCCAGGGUGAGGGAGAAGAUCCCUGUGUAGAGGCUGUGGGGGAGGCAGGAGGGCCACAGAAUCCAGAUUCAAGAAUUCGGCUGGACCAAAGUGAUGAAGACUUCAAACCCCGGAUUGUGCCCUACUACAGGGAUCCCAACAAGCCCUACAAGAAAGUGCUCAGGACUCGGUACAUCCAGACAGAGCUGGGCUCUCGUGAGCGGUUGCUGGUGGCUGUCCUGACUUCCCGAGCCACGCUGUCCACUCUGGCCGUGGCAGUGAACCGUACAGUAGCCCACCACUUCCCUCGGUUGCUCUACUUCACCGGGCAGCGAGGAGCCCGGGCCCCAGCCGGGAUGCAGGUGGUGUCUCAUGGGGAUGAGCGGCCAGCCUGGCUCAUGUCUGAAACCCUGCGCCACCUCCACACACACUUUGGGGCCGACUACGACUGGUUCUUCAUCAUGCAGGAUGACACAUAUGUGCAGGCCCCCCGCCUGGCAGCCCUUGCUGGUCACCUCAGCAUCAACCAGGACCUAUACUUGGGCCGGGCAGAAGAGUUCAUUGGUUCAGGCGAGCAGGCCCGGUACUGUCAUGGGGGCUUUGGCUACCUGUUGUCACGGAGUCUCCUGCUUCGCUUGCGGCCACACCUGGAUGGCUGCCGAGGAGACAUUCUCAGUGCCCGUCCUGACGAGUGGCUUGGCCGCUGCCUCAUUGACUCUCUGGGCAUCGGCUGUGUCUCGCAGCACCAGGGGCAGCAGUAUCGCUCAUUUGAACUGGCCAAAAAUUGGGACCCCGAGAAGGAGGGGAGCUCGGCUUUCCUCAGUGCCUUUGCUGUGCACCCUGUCACCGAGGGAACCCUCAUGUACCGGCUCCACAAGCGCUUCAGUGCUCUUGAGUUGGAGUGGGCUUACCGUGAAAUAGAGCAACUGCAGGCUCAGAUCCGGAACCUGACGGUGCUGACUCCGGAGGGGGAGGCAGGCCUGAGCUGGCCCGUUGGGCUCCCGGCUCCUUUUACCCCACACUCUCGCUUUGAGGUGCUGGGCUGGGACUACUUCACAGAGCAGCACACCUUCUCCUGUACAGAUGGGGCUCCCAAGUGCCCACUGCAGGGGGCUAGCAGGGUGGAUAUAGGUGACGCCGUGGAGACUGCUCUGGAGCAGCUCAAUCAGCGCUACCAGCCCCGUCUGCGCUUCCAGAAGCAGCGGCUGCUCAAUGGCUACCGGCGCUUCGAUCCAGCACGGGGCAUGGAGUACACCCUGGACUUGUUGCUGGAAGCAGUGACUCAGCGUGGGCACCGGCGGGUUCUGGCCCGCAGGGUCAGCCUGCUGCGGCCACUGAGCCGGGUGGAAAUCUUACCUAUGCCCUAUGUCACUGAGGCCACCCGAGUACAGCUGGUGCUGCCGCUCCUGGUGGCUGAAGCUGCUGCGGCCCCAGCUUUCCUGGAGGCCUUUGCAGCCAGUGUUCUGGAACCACGAGAACAUGCGUUGCUCACCCUGUUACUGGUCUAUGGGCCACGGGAAGGUGGCCGCGGGGCCCUGGACCCAUUUCUUCAAGUGAAGGUUGCAGCAGCUGAGUUAGAGCGGCGGUACCCUGGAACAAGGCUGGCCUGGCUCGCUGUGCGAGCGGAGGCCCCUUCCCAGGUGCGACUCAUGGACGUGAUCUCUAAGAAGCACCCCGUGGACACUCUCUUCUUCCUUACCACCGUGUGGACAAGGCCUGGGCCAGAAGUCCUCAACCGCUGCCGCAUGAAUGCCAUCUCCGGCUGGCAGGCCUUCUUUCCGGUCCAUUUCCAGGAGUUCAACCCUGCCUUGUCACCACAAAGGUCACCCCCAGGGCCCCCAGGGUCUGGCCCUGACCCCCCGUCCCCCCCUGGUGCUGACCCUUCCCGGGGGGCUACUGUAGGGGGCAGAUUUGACCGGCAGGCUUCUGCAGAGGGCUGCUUCUACAACGCUGACUACCUGGCGGCCCGAGCCCGGCUGGCUAGUGAACUGGCAGGCCAGGAAGAGGAGGAAGCCCUGGAGGGGCUGGAGGUGAUGGAUGUUUUCCUCCGGUUCUCAGGGCUCCACCUCUUUCGGGCCGUAGAGCCAGGGCUGGUGCAGAAGUUCGCCCUGCGGGACUGCAGCCCACGGCUCAGCGAGGAACUCUACCACCGCUGCCGCCUUAGCAACCUGGAGGGGCUGGGGGGCCGCGCCCAGCUGGCCAUGGCACUGUUUGAGCAGGAGCAGGCCAACAGCACCUAG